Messenger RNA from Mugil cephalus (flathead mullet), 1809 nucleotides. RefSeq names its product growth hormone inducible transmembrane protein (gene ghitm). Bases 178 to 1224 code for a protein of 348 amino acids. The transcript is spliced from 10 exons. Gene Ontology annotation, cellular component: mitochondrial inner membrane. Lineage: Eukaryota; Metazoa; Chordata; Actinopteri; Mugiliformes; Mugilidae. The record is from RefSeq and is a predicted model, not a curated record.
AUUUUCAGGAAGGUUGCAGAACACUUGCGUCAGUAACUGCGCACGUCUUUCUAGAAAGGUGAUCGACAACCGCUGCUCUCGACACCAGAGAAUAAAACACUGCGUGGCCAGAAAAUACAUAUAUAAUAAAUAAACACCUGGAUUUAACUAAACAAAUAGGCAGUGUAUCGUGUAACCAUGUUGGUGGCGAGGCUGACAUGUCUGAGGAGUCUCCCGCUCGUCGGGCUACGUCCUGUGCUGACACAUGGCUCCCCAGCCCUGAGGACACCCACCAUGAAGGCCUGUUCACCCCUGCUCAGGCCCCAACAGGGUUAUUCCUCUAAGGCCAGAUUUGGUUUCCGCCGUGCCAAGACUGCCAGAGAACAGCUCAAAGAAGCAGCUUUUGAGCCAGCAACAGACACGGCCAUGAAAAUCGACAGCAUGGGAAGAAUGAUUCUGGCUGGAGGUGCAGUAGUUGGACUUGGAGCUCUGUGUUACUACGGGCUUGGCAUGUCCAAUAAUAUCGGUGCCAUUGAGAAAGCAAUGAUCUGGCCUCAGUACGUGAAGGACAGAAUCCACUCCACCUACAUGUACUUUGCAGGCAGUGUUGGACUGACGGCUCUGUCCGCUGUAGCUGUGAGCAGAACUCCAGCACUUAUGGGUCUGAUGAUGAGAGGAUCCUGGCUGGCAAUUGGAGCAACUUUUGCUGCUAUGAUUGGUGCCGGGAUGCUGGUUAGGUCCAUUUCUUACGAGCACAGUCCAGUUCCCAAACACCUUGCUUGGAUGCUUCAUGCAGGUGUGAUGGGUGCAGUCAUCGCCCCCCUUACUCUUCUGGGAGGGCCCCUGAUGAUGAGGGCCGCCUGGUACACAGCUGGCAUCGUGGGAGGUCUCUCCACUGUGGCCAUGUGUGCCCCAAGUGAGAAGUUCCUCAACAUGGGAGGGCCCCUGGCUGUCGGCUUUGGAGUGGUGUUUGCCUCUUCUAUUGGAUCGAUGUUCCUGCCGCCGUCCUCAGCGUUCGGAGCAGGCCUCUACUCGAUCGCCGUCUACGGAGGCCUGGUCCUGUUCAGCAUGUUCCUCCUCUAUGACACGCAGAAGGUCAUCAAGAAGGCGGAGACGCACCCCGUCUACGCUGCCCAGAAAUUCGACCCCAUCAACGCGUGCAUGGGGAUUUACAUGGACACGCUGAACAUCUUCAUGAGGCUGGUGAUGAUUCUGGCCAACGGCGGCGGCGGCAGAAGGAAGUAAACCUGUAACUUCAGCAUCAGUUUUACUCCCCACAGAGCUGAUGUUAUGUUCCCAGCGGCAUACACCAGGUGUUAUCUUUUAGUGACAAUUCUUAUGUAACUGGUAGAUCAACAUCAGGGUUUUUGCAAGUGUGCGAAGAUGAGGAUUGCACUGUGUGGUGCAUGCUGCCAGUAAAGAAGACAGAUUUGUUGUACGUUGAUAACGCACUGAGACGGAGCUCUUACCUUAUGAUUUUUUUGAAGCAUAUGGUUCAUCCUGGGUCACAAAUGAGUUCAUUCUGUCUGUUGGUGUCAGUUUGCUUGCCUCCAGGUGUUAUUAUUAUUUGUGUUUUCUAUUUAUUUCCACUCGCGCUCUCCGCUUGAGAAAUCAGAAAUGUAAUAAAAAAAAAAUGCCUCAAACGUGAAUCACACAGUAGAUCGGUCUAUAUUAGCAGUACAAUAAAUUCUGUGUGUACUUGCUUAAAAGAAUCACUCACAUUGUACUUCUGUGAUGGCUUGAAGAGACUGAUAUUGAUUCAUAUCUAUGUGAUGCAGUCAUUUCAACGAUGGAAGCACUUAAUAAAAAAAGGUUCCUGUUGGAAAUACA